AUGACAGACAUUUAUGAGACGAAUGAAACUGUAGAGGAUGUAGCAAGAAAGCUCGCAGAUCUUAAUACUUAUCCCUGCGAACUUCUGAUACCCAAAACGCAAACACAACAGACAGCACUUCUUGAGAAAUAUCCUAGUUAUGAUGGUCGAGGUAUUGUUAUGGCCAUUUUAGACACAGGAAUAGAUCCCGCUCUUCCUGGACUCCAGCUAACAACAACGGGCGAACGUAAAAUAUUGGAUUGCGUUGACUGCUCUGGAGCCGGAGACGUUGAUACGUCAACAAUAAAAACUGCUGUUGAUGGUGUUGUAAUUGGCAUCACCGGAAGAACACUACGAAUUCCAGAUGAAUGGGUGAAUCCAACAAAUAAGUAUCACCUUGGAAUCAAGCCACUUCACGAGUUAUAUUCUGAAAAAUUGAAAGGUGUUGUGAGGGCGGAACACAAGACCGAAAUAUGGGAUCCUAUGCAUCAGAUUACGUUGGCCGAUUCACAAAGACUUCUGGGAAAGCAUGAACAAGCUGUAGGAGGAACCAGUGAUAAGCUCAGUGAAAAAUACGAACGGGAAGAUUUAGCUUGUCGAGUAGAAUAUCUUACAUCAGUAAGCAGCUUACAUGAUAAAGGACCUUUGGUUGAUUGUCUAGUUUGGCAUGACGGAAGCGCUUGGAAAGCUUGUCUGGACACUUCAUUCAGAGGCAGGUUGAAGUUAUGUACUCCAAUGGGCUCUUUCCGUGAGACAGGAGAAUACAGUUUCUUCACAGAUCGGGAUAAAGCCACUUACUCGUUCCGUAUUGGUACUAAAGGUAAUCAUCUCGAAGUCGUUAUUGCCAAUGGUCUUCAUGGCUCUCAUGUUGCCGGAAUAGCCGCCGCUAACUUUCCGGAGAAUCCGAAGCAAAACGGUUUGGCUCCAGGAGCGAAGAUUGUGUCUUUUUCAAUUGGAGAUAACCGAUUGGACUCUAUGGAAACAGGAACAGCUCUUACCAAAGCAUUCAACAUGUGCGCUGAUUAUGGGGUUCAAGUUUUGAAUAUGUCAUUCGGAGAAUCAACCCAUAUCCCAAACAAAGGGCGUGUCAUUGAAGAACUGCAGUACCUUGUAUCAAAGCAUAAUGUCGUUUGUUGUAUAUCCGCAGGUAACAACGGUCCUAAUCUUUCUUCUGUGGGUUGUCCAGGAGGAACAACCUCAUUAGUACUGGGAAUUGGCGCCUGUCUAUUCCCUUCAAUGGUUGAUUCUCUCUAUGGAGGUUUGGCUAAAGUAGAUACUAUGCUUUAUCCCUGGAGCUCGCGCGGGCCAGCUGCUGAUGGAAAUCUAGGAGUUUCGAUAUGUGCGCCCGGUGCAGCUUAUGCCGAAGUUCCAAAGUAUAAUCGUAAUUCAUGUGAGAAAAUGAAUGGGACGUCGAUGAGCUCACCUAAUGCUGCUGGAGCAAUCGCUUGUUUGUUAUCAGCUCUCAAGGCUAGGGACAUUGAAUGGUCUUAUUUACUAGUUCGAUUAGCUUUAGAGAACACAGCUGCUAAGUUUGAUAGUCUUGAUAGCUUCUCCCAAGGAAACGGUGUACUUCAAAUUGAAAACGCAUUGAAUUACAUUACCAAGCAUGGCCAGUUUCUGCCCCCAACUCUCAUGUCUUUUGAAAUUCGCUGUGGCAAAAGCGAUAGAGGAAUUUAUAUGCGGGAAACUUUCUCAAAACAUCAUAUUGUUAGCGUGUCUUGUUUGUACUCUCCGCUCACAAACCUGGACCAUAUGAUUGAUUUCACUAAAAAUUUUCUGUUGACCUGUGAAGCUCCUUGGGUAACCAUCCCCAAAACUUUCCGAGUAACAUCAAAUUCCCAAAACUUCCGUGUCGAAGUUGAUUGGGAAAAGUUGGAACCUGGUACUGCUAAUUAUGCUGAGAUCUGUGCUAUUGAUCCGGAAAAUCCUGAACUCGGACCAUUCUUCCGUGUGCCCAUAUCUGUAAUUAUUCCUGUUAUCCCCGACAAAAAUACCGAAGUAGAGUUUGCCUUUGAUGCUUAUCCUGGUAUCCCUGUUCGUAACUUCGUGAAAGUACCUGCUGGUGCUACUGUUAUGGAUCUGGAAGUUACCGUUCCAUCGAAAAAACAAGAAGAUCAAAUGAGUAUUGACUGUGCCCAGUUAUUCGCGAAUACAGCCAUCAACUAUUCGUCGUUCAAUCAUUCUAUGAGUGUUUCUGAAGUAACAAGGAUAUCUAUGAAUGUCAUAGAAAAUUUUACCAAUGAAGUUGUGAUCACAAAACCUUGGAUAAUCUGUGACGGGCCUAGCAAAGUUCGGGUUGCCAUCAAAUUCCGAGGAGCCAAAGUGUUUACUCCAUUCGUUUUGCAUCAUGACAGUGUUUCCAAAAAGUUCACAGGUCGAGUGGCUUUCCGACGAGAGACCUUAAAACCCCAAAUUAAGUAUCUAGCGUAUUACGAGUCGGUGAAGCAAUCUGCUCCUUACAAAAUCGAACCGCUUGGACCGGAAGACGUAUUUCUCAAUGGGUAUCAGAUAAAUCGCUUGUUGUUGACAUACAACUAUAAAGUUGCGAAAGCAGGCCGCUACAGCUUCGAGUUUAUGGAUCUGUGUAGCUACCUCUACGAAUCAUAUGUUGAUUGUGUGAGGUUCCAAAUUUAUACUCCGAAUAAGGAAUACAUUAAUAGCGGAAGUGUAUUCCCCGCAAGAAAUAGAAUUAAGUUGACCCCAGGUGAUUACAUUAUUAAAGCCCAAAUUCGUCAUCCAUCAGUUUCCGUUUUGGAGACUCUAAGAGAUCUGAACUUGAAUGUUGCUAACAUAUUAGCCAAUCCAAUUAUUCAUGAUUUCGAUUUAUCUUUGGGACAAAAAGAAGAGAAAUGUACCAUUGUAACAGAGGAUAAGUUUUCUUUCUUUGCUUCUCAUCUCUCAAGUGAAAAAUUGAAGAAUUUGUCUCCAAAGCCUGGUUCAUUUUUGAUUGGAUUGGCUUCCAUGUAUGAUGAUAAAAUGGAUAAGCAGCAAGCUUAUUAUUUCUUUGGAAACCCCAGCAGCAAGUCAUCUACAGGCUUAUCAAAAGUAGUCAUAAACUCGAAAAAACCUGUUCUUUCCGAGCAAGAAAAAAUGGAAGAGGCAUUCCGUGAUUUCCAGCUGCUUUAUAGUAAAAACCUUAAAGAUCCUACAUUGAUAAAGAACUUAUUCGAUGAAUUGAUUGCAAAAUAUCCCACUCAUAUCCCCGUUUAUACUGCAAAAUUGAUGAAGAUGUUCGAAAAAUCAACACAUAGAACUACUGAGGAGUUAGAUGAGUUGGAAAAGUUGGUAGCUAAAAUUGUUGAUCUGUGUAACCCAAACGAAAUAUUGCAAUGGCUUGGUUGUCGCCAAGAGGUGUUGGAAGAUAAGUCUGACGAACAAAAUGAUAUCAAUCGUCGGAAGGACGCUAUCAUUCAAGCUUUGCUAGUCAAAGUCAAUGAAUAUGCUGAUUGUCAUCUUAGACAUAGCACUUUACAAAUUCCUGCUGGCUUCCUCAAGAAAACUAACCCAAUUAUUAAUAGCCCUGAAAGCUCUGAAUCUACUGAAAAUUUUAAAGACGUAAAACCCGAAUCUAAUGAAACCGAAGAAAUUGAGAAUGAAACUCAAGCUCAUCCAGAGAACUCUGUCGAAAGUGAUCCAACAGGCGACGAGCCCAGUCUGGAGAAGAGUUCAGAGCAAGUUUCUAAUGAGAGCUCUCCCGUUUCUGAAGACUCAAGUGUAAAAACAGAGAAGAUUGAAGAAAAACCUGUCGUAUCUGCCAAGAUAUCGCGCGAGCAACUCGAUACAGCUUAUUAUGAGCUUUUGAAAUGGAUAGGUCCAGACGAUUCGAGAGUACUUUUGAUUUCUGCAAAGCAAGCAGUUGCUCAUGAGCACUUUGGAAGAGCUCUAAAAUAUCUCGAAAAAUACAACGAGUUCCUUAAAAGUAAGGGUCUCCCGACGAAGGACACCUGCAAGAUUUUACAAGAAAUUUGUGAUAUUCUGGGAUGGGUUCAUCUUGGCAACUGGCAUCGCAACGAAGCUUUGCAUCAAAAUCCUCCCGACUUCAGGCCUUUCCAAUGUUUCUAA
This is a messenger RNA of Auanema sp. JU1783, 4041 nucleotides long. Lineage: Eukaryota; Metazoa; Nematoda; Chromadorea; Rhabditida; Rhabditidae. The record is from the annotation of a GenBank genome assembly.